AUGGCGGGGUACUACAACGGCGGUGGCAGGACCAUGUCCUACUCCAACACCGACGAGUGCUUCGACGGCGGCAGGACCAUGUACUCCAACACCACCGAGGAGUGCUACGACGCCGGCAAGCACGGGCACGGCCACGGGCAUGGCCACGGUGGGGCAAACAUGUACGCCAACACCACUGACGUGGAGUGCUUCGACUCCGGCAGGCACGGCCACGGCGGUGGCGGCAGGACCAUGUACUCCAACACCGUCGACGAGGAGUGCUUCGACUCAGGCAGGCACGGGCAUGGGCACGGCCACGGCCACGGCUAUGGGCACAACGACGGUAGGGCCAUGUCCUACUCCACCACCACCGAGGAGUGCUUCGGCGGCGGCGAGCAGGGGCAGGGGUACUACAAGAAGGAGGUGCAGCAGCACAAGAACAGGGAGCGCGUCGGCGAGGUCGGCGCCCUCGCCGCCGGUGCCUUCGCCUUGUACGAGGGGUACGAGGUGAAGAAGGACCCGGCGCACGCGAGGAAGCACCAGAUCGAGGCCGGCGUGGCGGGCGCGGCGGCGCUCGGCGCCGGCGGCUACGCGUACCACGAGCACCGCGAGCAGAAGCAGGCCGCGUACGGCGGGCAGCAGGAGUACAGGAUGCCCGUCCACAACAGCUACUGCAACAUCCAACGUCCACCGAUCGUCGUAUAG
Messenger RNA from Triticum turgidum subsp. durum (durum wheat), 684 nucleotides. Lineage: Eukaryota; Viridiplantae; Streptophyta; Magnoliopsida; Poales; Poaceae. The record is from the annotation of a GenBank genome assembly.